GUGCGUGGUUUUGUUUUGAUUUCGUUCUCGGCUAAACUUAUUCUUGCUUUUGUGGAAGAGGAAAUUUAUUUUCUUACUUCAUGUUUGAUCUAAAUUUUGUCCUAUUAUAAUAGGAUUGUUAUAAAAUUCAUUUCUCUAUUUACAUAAUUAUCUGAAGUAAACUUCAAAAGCUGAUUUCAGAUUUUUGCUGUAAAAAUUGUCAUGUCUCAUCGACAUGUGCUUUUGACUGGACCACCUGGGAUAGGUAAAACAACAGCCAUAAGAACGGUAUGUGAACUUUUAAAAGAAAAAAAUGUGAAAUUCCAAGGAUUUUUUACAGAAGAAGUAAGAAAUGGAAGAGAAAGAAUUGGUUUUGAUAUUGUUACAACUUCUGGAAAGCGUGGUAACCUGGCUAGAGUGAGUGCUCCUGGAGCUAGCAAAGGACCAAAAGUUGGAAAAUACACUGUAGAUGUGUCUUCAUUUGAAUCUCUUGCUUUACCUGUGUUUGAAUGUCUGCCUUCAUCGAUACUAAUUUUAGAUGAAAUUGGAAAAAUGGAGGCAUUCAGCAAACCAUUCUUAGCACGAGUAAAAGAAGCUUUUGCAAAACCAUCUAUAAAUGUGUUAGCUACUAUACCUGUGGCAAGAAAUGCCCUUCCUAUAGUGGAUGAAUUGAGAAAUCGAAAAGAUUGUUUGCUCAUUGAGGUAACUAGAGAAAAUAGAAAUGAUCUGCCAAAUGAAAUUGUUCAGUAUCUUUUGAAAACCUGAAAUUAAUUGAAGGAUACAAUUGCAGCUACUACAGUAAGAGAUUUUGUUCCUAUGGAAAAGUGUUUAAGUUCAACAAGUUAAUAAAAUCUGUGAUGAUUAUAUUAAAGUUCAUGACUUUUGAUUAAUUAUUUUGGUAUUUUUAUUGGUAUGAUAAAAUUCAUAUUAUUUAGAAAUGGUAAAAAUAAUUUAAUUGUUUGUAAAAAAAAUGUAAAAACUUUUAUUAUGUAAUCAAAUAAAGUUUAUGACUUUUGUUUAA
Messenger RNA from Argiope bruennichi, 1000 nucleotides. RefSeq names its product cancer-related nucleoside-triphosphatase homolog. Gene Ontology annotation, molecular function: ATP hydrolysis activity. NCBI's taxonomy places the organism in Eukaryota, Metazoa, Arthropoda, Arachnida, Araneae, Araneidae. The transcript has 6 exons. The record is from RefSeq and is a predicted model, not a curated record. Bases 202 to 744 code for a protein of 180 amino acids.